Molecule: messenger RNA, 1188 nt
Organism: Ornithodoros turicata
Lineage: Eukaryota; Metazoa; Arthropoda; Arachnida; Ixodida; Argasidae
Product: zinc finger MYM-type protein 1-like
Exons: 2
Coding region: 1-1188 (395 amino acids)
Source: RefSeq, a predicted model, not a curated record
AUGAAGCAAAGUCGUCAAGCUCUGUUGGCAGUUCUGUCGUCUGGUCGCUUUCUGGCACGUCAAGGGCUCUCACUUCGCGGUCACGAUGAGGACGAAGGUAACUUGAGGCAGCUUCUUAUGUUGCGGGAAGCGGAUGUGGCAGGUCUCGGUGCAUGGCUCAACAAAAGAGCAGAUAUCCUUUUGCCUCAGGUUCAAGAGGGUCUUGAAGUGGAAGAAGUCUUUAUUGGAUUUUACGUGACGGCCGAUACGAGAGCAAGCACCCUCUUCUCAAUUCUGAAAGACGUGUUGUGUCGACUGAAUCUUCAAAUUGAGAACUGCCGCGGACAAUGCUACGACGGGGCUGCAAAUGUGUCCGGCAAAAGCGGUGGACUUCAAGCCCUAGUUCAGGAUAUCGAACCAAGAGCGAUGUAUGUACACUGCCUUGCGCACACUCUCAACCUAGUGUUGCAAGACUUGUGUAAGCAAAUUGAUGUGUGUCGAGACUUUGUCAGCUUGUUCGCCGACUUGGUAAAUUUUUUGAAAACAUCUCCAAAGCGCCUCAGCUGGUUCGAACAGUUCCAGAAGGAGGGGACACCGGCCCUCAGACAAUUCUGUAAAACCCGGUGGACGCUAAAGGCAUCCUCACUGCGGUCAGUGUCAAGUAACUACUCUGAGUUGGUGCAGUUCCUUUUCGCUCUGUCAUCGGAUGAAAAGAAUGACACAGGAGCAAAAGCCAGUGGCUAUGCAAAAGCGCUCGGAAAAUUUGAUUCAUAUUUCAUGCUCAGGCUGAUGAUCCUGGUGUUUGAGAGAUUGGAGAGCGCAAAUUCUGCUCUGCAGAAGAAGAGCUUGCAGUUUGGGCAUGCAGAGCAAAUAGUGAAGGCCGUUAAAGAAUGUGUAGCUGAACUCCGCGACAAAUUCCCUGGCUUUUGGAGCACGGUGAAAGCCACGGCUGAGGAGCUCAAAACUGGGAGCCCCAGCCUUCCGAUAAGGCAGCGACAAGCACCACGUCGUUACGACGAAGGAUCUCAAGCACACGAGUUUAGAUCCUCGGAAGCCUAUUAUCGACAGAGGUUCUACAUGGUAAUUGACACGGUUCAUGCGUCUCUGUGCACUCGGUUUCCUGCCGGAAUGUGGGACCACGUGACGAAAGUCGAAAAGUUCUUGAUGGGAGAAACUGACAGCGCUUAUCUGUGCGAAUUCUAUAAAUGA